GUGCGCGUGCGCGGCGCGGCCUUUCCUGCCUCUCCCCCGGCGGCGGCGCGUGGCUGAGCGGCGAGUGCGCGAGCGCGAUGGGCCACCAGCAGCUCUACUGGAGCCACCCGCGCAAGUUCGGGCAGGGCUCGCGCUCCUGCCGCGUGUGCUCCAACCGGCACGGCCUGAUCCGCAAGUACGGGCUGAACAUGUGCCGGCAGUGCUUCCGGCAGUACGCCAAGGACAUCGGCUUCAUCAAGCUGGACUGAGGCUGCAGACACGGCUCGGAGAGACACGAGAAGAGGCUGAGGAGACCCGGGGGCCUCCCUGGGGGGGGCCUCUCGCCAUGCCUUGUGCACAGAGAAAUGGAUAGCUGCGCCUAACAAUAAAUAAAGAGGGCUUUCCUUGA
Messenger RNA from Varanus komodoensis (Komodo dragon), 388 nucleotides. RefSeq names its product ribosomal protein S29 (gene RPS29). The record is from RefSeq and is a predicted model, not a curated record. Gene Ontology annotation, biological process: translation. NCBI's taxonomy places the organism in Eukaryota, Metazoa, Chordata, Lepidosauria, Squamata, Varanidae. The coding region runs from base 78 to 248 and encodes 56 amino acids. Gene Ontology annotation, cellular component: cytosolic small ribosomal subunit; ribosome. Gene Ontology annotation, molecular function: structural constituent of ribosome; zinc ion binding. The transcript is spliced from 3 exons.